CCGACCCGCCAUCUGUCGGUGGUCAUAGGAAAUUCAACGUAAACAAACUGGCUUGUGGGAGAGGUUUCAGUGAGACAGUCCCCUGCAUGUCAGCAAAGCAGUAACUGACCUCUAACACCGGCAAAGGAAUAAGUGCAGAGCUGAUAUAUUCGAGGUACCUCGGCUUUUCUGGGCACAACAAAUCACAGCUUGUCUCAUAGAUUGCCGCUGUGUGAAGCGUGUUUCGUAUUCCGCCAGAUGGCAUCUCUGGAGGACCAGUACCAAAAAGCCUGGCAACUGUUCCAGGAGGAAAGUCACCAUGACCCUGAUAGUGAACCUUAUAAAUCUAAGUACGCUGCAAGAGAAAUAUUUGAGGAACUAAAAUCACGGCUCAGUAAACAAUUAGAUGAAGAUGAUGUGGAUGAUGGAGAGGGUGCGUUUAGUGAGGAAGGCGUGGAUGGUGUGGGUUUAACUAGAGCCCGAAUGGCUGCUGUAGUAUAUCACUUAGGAGUCAUUGCAGUUGAGACGGAGGAAUUUUCCACCGGUGAAGAGCAUCUGAACAAAGCAUUAAUCAUUAUUGGUGACGAAGGAGGUAUUUCAUCCGGUGUUUCCUCUCUUACCGUUGGAGAAGCCGAGGUGGCCGCAGCCGCUCUCCGUGGUGUCGAGGAGAACCUUCUGCCGGACACCAGUGAGACAGCUCCCAUCAGCCUCACUGCCAUAGCCCCUGCUACCGUUGGCCUCGCCAUAAGUUGUCACAACCAGCUUGGCAUCCUGUGGUCAAACCGUGCUCUCUAUACCACCGCCAAGCGUCAUCUUGAUCGAGCCAAUAUGCUCUAUGAAGAGUACCAAAAGCAGAGUACUACACCUCCACGAACUAUCUAUAGUUUAUUUUCUACUAAUAGUGAAAAAGACAGUAGCUGCGAUGACACUAGUGGUAUUGAUGCACUGGAGAAAUUACACACACUUACUUUCUACUACCUUGCUCAGGUGUACGGUCAUCUUGGUGCUCCUGACAAGUCUGCCUGGUACUGUCACUCGACCCUUCAGCGUCAACUGGCCAGUAAAGACUAUGACCCAAUAGACUGGUCCAUCAAUGCUGCCACUCUCUCACAGUUCUAUCAGGGAAAAGAGAAGUUUAGAGUAGCGAGACAUCUGCUAGCGUCAGCAUCCAAGGUGUUGUCGGGACACGAGGCUGAGGUAGAUACUUUACAAGAGGAAACACAUGAAGUUGCUCACAAACAAGAAAAAUACAGGCAAUGUAAAGCAGACGUAGGCCGCUGCUGGGGUCGAUAUUGCCUGGUGCUGCUGCAAGCGUCUUGUGAUAGGGCCAUCCCUGAUGAACCCGGACAAGAGUCACAGGAGGAGCACCAACCUGAAGAGGAGGUAUUAGAUAAACAGCUUCAAUUUGUGCAACUAGAGGUCAGUGAUUUGGAAUCUGAAGUUGCAGCCUCACCUGGAGAAAAUUUUGAUGAAGUUAGGCCGAUCUUCUUGGCUGGAUUGCGAUGGCUAACCACAGCUCGCCAGUACUACACCCUGGAGGAUCACGCCAGCGACCACGUCAGCAUCUCACAGGAGAUGAGCCAUUUAUAUAAGGCCCUAGCAUUCUUUGAACCAUCUGAAGAAAGACGGUGUAAAAUGCACAAGCGAAGAGUUGACUUACUGACGACUCUUGUUGAGGAACUUAAUCCACAGUAUUAUAUUCAUGUAUGUCGUCAAAUUAACUAUGAACUGGCUGAGACUUACUCGGCCAUGAUGGACAAUAAGCUGGCGCUGGUGGAGAGUGGAGGUAGUGAACCAACGCCGCCACAGGCCAAGAAGAUCAAUGUCCUGGCAACAUCCAGCAUACAGUAUUUCCUUCACUACCUCGACUCUCUCAAAGAUAGAGCAACUGGAGAACAACCCACAGUAUACCCCGAAGAUGCUUUACGUCCAGCUUUAGUUGCUUGGUUCCACCUUGGACGCCUUUGGUCAAAACUCGUUGCCACCAGUCCACAAACCAAACUACAAAAUUUAUCGCAGUCUCUUCAGAAUUAUAAGAGACUGGUUGAAUACUGUGAUAAGAAUCCACACUGUCAGUCAAUCAUGGCUCAAGAACUGGCUGUGUGUCGAGAGAUGGUGCAGCUCUUGCCACUCAAGAUGGAACAGUUUCGGGCAUUAACUAGGUUGUAACGUGAACAAGUCAGCAUCAGGACCAUCACAGAGAGUUUUUUCUUUGCUGGAGGACCAGAAGCAGAGGUUGGCUUGUGUUUGGGCAUCAUGAACGCGUAUGAGAUAGAUUUAAGCGCACUAAAUUGACACGCACGAGAGGCAGCUGUUACUCUGAUGAUACACACGCAGCAGCUGAGACAGACAGAGGUGGCGGGGUGGUGCGUUUGGCUGGCUUGCGACCCAUUUUAAAGGUUUUGAGCUUGAAAUUUGAAAUUGUAACCUAACCCCUGGGGUAAUGCUCGUAUAGUUGAAACCUCGUAAGAAAAAUCCGUGUAAGUUGCGAGUCCACUGUAGUUGCAUACAAUAAUUCAAAUGGUGUAUUUAUUGGAAGUCUUUGGCUCAUCCAAACUGACUAUGUACCUAUGAAAGGUAUUAAGAUUCAUAAUAGGUUUUGAUAUAUUGAAUGGUAUACAUUUACUGUAUCUAUUAAGUAAAAAAAAAACUAUUUAUUAAAUUUCUCUUAUUCAUCUAGUGAAGAUUUAUAGACUUCCAGUAAUUAUACUGUACAAUAUAUAUCAGCAGUUGAUUUAUAGUAGAUUUAUGAUAUAUAUUGAAAUUACUGGUAAAAUAUCUAUGAUUUCUAUGACUUCGAAUACAAAUGGUAGCCGUUUAAGAUAAAAAAAAUAAGCUGGUAUCUUUCACAGUGUGGACAAUCUUAGACGGCUCUUGUAGGGUUUAACUCUUGUUGAAGGGACACUUACCACACAAGGUUAGUGUCAGAGUGUGUGGGAGGACACAUGCCCUGGUUCUUCCUCAUUUCUCACAACAACUGUAUAUUAUUUGGGGCUUCAUUAUGACAAAUUAUAUAUUGUAUAGGGCAUUAAUGUGAUUGAAUGCCUAGUUGUGCACACCCACCCACCACAACAAUUAAUUCUUAGUCCUGCCUGGUCGUAGUAGAUGGUGAAAUACUCUUAAGAUGUUUGGCAUGUUGGAGAAAAUUAAGGAAAAUUGAGUAGCUUGGAAAGUGUAUAAGAGGUAAGAUGAGAGGAAAGACUUGGAUGUGGAGAAGAGAAUGAGGAUGUGUACUGGUCAGGAGUGUGUAGGACUUGGAGAAACAUUUGUGUGGAGGAAUUGUAUGAUAGGGAGAAUCUGCUUUGGUUAUUAUAAUUCAUAGUAGGAAAUGCCUUAUUGAGUGAAACAAUGUAAAUGAAAAAUAUGGUUUUUAGAAGUACAAUAUAUAUGUACUCCAUUACAGUAUAUGAAUCUUUUUGUUUGACAUUGUCAUAGGUUUUAAGUUUUAUAGAUAAGGUAAAUAGAUAUUUGAUUUAUAAAUUUAUUUUUUAUCUUUAUAUCUAAACUGAAAGGGAGCUUAUGAUACCUACACAUUCCUUUAAUUACUGUACUGUACAGUAUUAUAGUUUCAUAUUUUAGUAGUAGAAUAUGUUGAUAGUAUUUUCUUAUAAGACACUAAGGUCAGUAGAGGCAGAAGAAACACAAAUUUUUCCCCUAGUAAUAUAUUACAGUAUAAAUACUUUCAUAAAAUUUUGUACCAGUACUUAUAUUCACCCAAGACUGAAUAGAACAGUGAUGUGACAUUGGAUAUAAACAACCGGGAACCCAUAUGUUUGUGUAGAGGUGAGCCCAUAACAGUAAGGAGAUAUUUUACCCACCUACAGAGACUUUUGUUUAGUCAUGUUAUUUGAAUUAUACUAAUGAAGGAAAAUGCUGAUAAAGAUGUUUGAGACACUGACCUUACAUAUUUUAACAUGUGUGUAUUUUGGAAAACAGUGUAGGGGCCUGAGUGUCCAGACCUUCACCUGUUUGUAGGAUACUCUUGCUAGCCCUCUGGUGAUAUUUUUGUCAUGUUGGUGAUUCUCAGACCAUAUUGGUACCUUCAAACAAACAUAUUUUAUUACCUAACAUCUUUAUUUUUUCUUAUAAAGCUGACUUAAGCUUUUUUACCCCAUUCCAGAUGCCACAUGUCCUAACUGUUGGUUGCAGUCAUGUAGGUCAUUUCAUGGGGAUGGUGUCAAAUAUGAUAGAUGCAAUAUGUGUAGAACUAAAUUUUGUUAUUUCCACUUAAAGUUCUUAAACGUAUACAGAAAUGCAUUGGCAUUUUGAGUAAAUAUGGCUUCUGUUUUUGUGCAAAUUGAAAAUGUUUGUAAAUUCUUUUCUAAUACAGUACUUUAAAAGUA
This is a messenger RNA of Homarus americanus (American lobster), 4322 nucleotides long. Its product is annotated as KIF-binding protein-like. The coding region runs from base 238 to 2148 and encodes 636 amino acids. The record is from RefSeq and is a predicted model, not a curated record. The transcript is spliced from 12 exons. NCBI's taxonomy places the organism in Eukaryota, Metazoa, Arthropoda, Malacostraca, Decapoda, Nephropidae.